AUGAAGCUCUUUUUGGUGGCAUUGGUGGUCCUGCUGAUCUUGACCUACACUCCAGGUGGCACUCAAAAAUGCUGGAAUCUUCAUGGCAAAUGCCGCCAGAAAUGUUUCCAAAAAGAAAAGUUCUUUAUUCACUGCAUGAAUAAUAAACUCUGCUGUGUGAAGAUCAAGUACCAGUCAAAAGAUAAGCCGUGGCUAUAUUAA
This is a messenger RNA of Suncus etruscus (white-toothed pygmy shrew), 201 nucleotides long. RefSeq names its product defensin beta 123 (gene DEFB123). Gene Ontology annotation, cellular component: extracellular region. Gene Ontology annotation, biological process: innate immune response. The record is from RefSeq and is a predicted model, not a curated record. Lineage: Eukaryota; Metazoa; Chordata; Mammalia; Eulipotyphla; Soricidae. Bases 1 to 201 code for a protein of 66 amino acids. The transcript is spliced from 2 exons.